Styela clava is the source of this 2620-nucleotide messenger RNA. Its product is annotated as cytochrome P450 2J6-like. Gene Ontology annotation, biological process: xenobiotic metabolic process. Lineage: Eukaryota; Metazoa; Chordata; Ascidiacea; Stolidobranchia; Styelidae. Gene Ontology annotation, cellular component: cytoplasm; intracellular membrane-bounded organelle. Gene Ontology annotation, molecular function: oxidoreductase activity, acting on paired donors, with incorporation or reduction of molecular oxygen, reduced flavin or flavoprotein as one donor, and incorporation of one atom of oxygen; heme binding; iron ion binding. The record is from RefSeq and is a predicted model, not a curated record.
AAAUAAAUCAUGUUAGUCAACUGUCAGUAAUAUGUAACUGAACAUUCCACGUGGACGAUGUAAUGGCGAGAGUAUUUCUAAAGACUUGAAUGAUGUAAUGGCGGGAGUAUUUCUAAAGACCUGAACGAUGUACCGACAAGCACUGUUUGAAAAAAAUGCAACAAUCUUCAACGAGUCGCGAAAACAUGCGUCUGUUUCUCUAGUCGCCACCUCUGCGUACAAAAUAGCCUUCCGUACCUUCAGCCCGUCAGCAUUACGCUUUCAAUUUGUUGAAGCGUGGCGCUUUCUGCGACAAUAGGUCACUAGAAGAAUAAACUUGAAGUCAGUCGAGCAUAUUGUAGUAACUGGUGUGGUCAAAAUUUGUUGAAGGUUCACGAAACACAAUGCUCUAUAUGGUGUGAGAUGCCAGGAACAGUACACGCCGUGCUUUUCAUACCGUUGUAUAUCUGAAUAACAAUAGACGCGUGUUAGUUAAUUAUUAAAGCACAUUCUUGGUAAAGCGCAAGAAGCAAAUUAGAAUUAUUCAAGCAACGGGCGCAAUUUAAAGCACACCACAUAUAGCCCGAGGGUAAAAAAUUUGCAGGAUUAAUUAAGCAUAUGGAUUCAUAACUGCAAGAUUUUAAAAUUUUCAUUCUUCGAAAAUUGGAUUCGUUUCAUAAGAUUGGAAAAUUUUCGUUGGCGUUUUUCGUUAAAACUAAUGUAAUUAUUUCAAUUUGUAGAGUAAACUCGUUUGUGUCGUUAUAUAUUUGUGAUGACCAUGCUGCAGUUGGACGUACUAUCAAAACUGGUAUUUUUGGGGUUUUUAUUUCUUUUUAUCCGCCUUUUCAAGCGACCUAGGAAGCAAAUGAAUUUUCCCCCAGGCCCAAGAGGUAUUCCUGUUGUCGGCUACGCACCAUUUUUAGGACUCAAUCCUGGCGUAACAUUUAUGGAAUUGUCAAAAAAGUACGGACCUGUUUUAUCCGUAAAGAUUGGAUCAAAAGUUUGGGUCGUGAUCAACGGAUAUGACGCUAUUUACAAGGCUUUGGUCCAGCAAGGCGGCGUUUUUUCUGGUAAAACCUCAACACAUAUGUUUGAUGUAUUUUCUGGCGGAGGGCACGGAGUUGCGUUCGCCGAUUAUGGAAAGAGCUGGAAACUUCUGCGAGCAUUUGGAAUGAAAACGUUAAGAGGAUUUGGCGUUGGGAGAAAAUCGAUGGAGGAAAGAAUUACGGAGGAAAUUCGCCAUUUAACUCAUGCUAUUGAACAACAAAAUGGAAAGCCAUUAAACUGCAAGAUCGCAAUCUCCAACGCGCUUUCCAAUAUAAUUUGUAGUAUUACAAUGGGAUCAAGAUUUUCAUAUGACGAUAAAAGAUUUGUUGAAAUAGUUGAAAGAUUGAACAAAAUAUCAUCAGACAAACUUGACGGCACGAUAUUCGGAAUUCUUGUUUUCUUUCCUUUGCUGAGAUACCUGCCUGUAUUUUGGACUUCGUAUAACCGCAUUCAUAACAAUUUAAUACAGAUAAGACGUGUUAUGCUGGAAAUUAUUGAAGACCACAAGGAACGUUUCGAUGAGAACGAUAUACGAGACUUUAUUGAUGAAUUUUUGAGGGAAACUAAACUUAAAACCAGCGACAAGAGUGUUUUUAACGAAAAACAACUCUUGCACAACGUGUUAGAUUUGUUUUCUGCUGGAACGGAGACGAGUUCUAGCACCCUGAGAUGGUGCAUUCUGGGUUUUGCACUUUUUCCCGAUUGUCAGAGUCGAAUUGCGGAAGAGGUAGAAAACGUCGUAGGAUUGAAUGGAAUUCCUACGAUGAAUCACAAAGAGCGUAUGCCGUAUACACGUGCAUUCAUCCAAGAGGUUAUGAGGCACAGAACAAUGCUGCCUCUAGCAUUACCACAUAAGACGACAUCAAAUACUUCAGUAAAUGGAUAUGACAUUCCAAAAGACACUCCAAUAAUGCCCAACAUCUGGUCGGUCCACUUCGAUGCCGAAUAUUUUGGAGAUCCAGAAAAAUUUCGACCUGAAAGAUUCAUCAAAUCAGGAGAAUUUGUCCCCUGUAAUCACGUGAUACCAUUUUCAGUUGGACCUCGUAUUUGUCUCGGGGAGCAACUCGCAAGAAUGGAACUGUUUUUAUUUGUUACGAGCAUUGUUCAGAAAUUUAAAAUCAUCCCUGACUCUAAUCAUCCGUUGCCAAACUUUAGUGAUGGUUUAUUUGGUGUUGUUUAUGGUUCACACGAUUUUUCAGUAAGAUUUCUGAUUAGAUAACUCUCAACUAGUAAGUUCUGGCAACUGAAAAUCCUCUUCGGUAAAAAAAAAUUUUCGAAUUAUUAAACAUUUUCGCAUUUUUAAUGUUAUGGAAGAUAUGUAAUAGAGAUGAGGAGCAUCAGAUUUAUUAAUUACAAUUCAAUUCCAUGUAUAUUUGGUAGAGAUUGAAGUGGUAAAAUUGAAUGGCGUAAAAGUGGAACGAACCCCUAAUUAUUUGUUGGGAACAAUCACACUAUAGGCUUCACGAAUGCCCAUACUGAGCUUGUGAGUGUGUUCGCAAGCUGAUUCUCGCUUUCGUGGCCAUGAUUCGGCACUCCUCAGUGCAAUGAAGCUGUUAGCAACGCGAGUAGUGGAACAUUUGUACAGCAAUGGACC